Molecule: messenger RNA, 8714 nt
Organism: Bombyx mori (domestic silkworm)
Lineage: Eukaryota; Metazoa; Arthropoda; Insecta; Lepidoptera; Bombycidae
Gene: rdgC
Product: serine/threonine-protein phosphatase rdgC
Exons: 15
Coding region: 4134-6233 (699 amino acids)
Biological process (GO): detection of stimulus involved in sensory perception
Molecular function (GO): phosphoprotein phosphatase activity; manganese ion binding; protein binding
Source: RefSeq, a predicted model, not a curated record
AUUUUCACCGUUCAAUGCCCGAAAUAAUGUUUUAUGUCCGACGAUCCUAAUGACAAUAGUUUGUCCGACUUUAAUUCAGACCAGUGUCCCUCAGGUACUUAGCUACCCUCAUUAUAUCCUUCCCAUUUAGGUACCGCUAACGUUAAGUCUAACACCCCCUUACAUCUCGUAUUAGGUAGCUGAAGGUAAUAUAAUUUUAACUAAUGUUGAGCAGAGUAGACGAACGAAAGUGUGUAAAAUCGAGUGAAUAAAUAGCCGUUAAUUGUUAAGUAUUCAAAAUUUAACUUUGUUGAAACUGUAUGGUAUAGAUCUUUAAAUUAGAAAUUUUCACAGUUCCUUUAAAGCCUAAGUAUCAUUAGAUGUAAAAAACCACUUCAGAUUUUACUUUGAUUGUAGUGAGCAAUACUCGAUAUUUAUUUAUGUACCUACUACAUAAAAACCUUUCAUCCGGGACAGUUUUUUCAUUCGUGAACAUGAGUGAAGUACCUAUUAAAUUAGAAAAAAUAGUAGCUGCAUGCUGGAUUUGAACCCUGGUACACUGACAUCGCUCGGUACGAGUACAUCAGCAGGCGCUUUAUCCUCUAGGUCCCGACUACAAAUUAUAAACGACCCCGACUAUAAAUUAUACUUUGUUGUAGUUUAGAGAUAUGCAUUAGUAUAAUAAAUUAUAUAGGGAAUACAACAAAGAUACUCUGGUUCGUACUCCUUUAAUGAAGACUUUUCCUUCAAUUUUAACCUCCAUAGCGUAAAUUAUUCCCGUUUGAAAUGGUUGGUAUCGUUAAAAGUUUUGAUGACUUUAACGAUGUCGUUUUAACGAAAUCGGUAACGUUAUCGUAAUUCUUUUAUAACGAUUUAUUUUCCAAUCAACUGAAAUUACGUCACCACCAAUCUAUGUUGUAUUAGUAUACGCCAAAUGAUGCAAAUUUUACUGUUAUCAGGGACAUCUCAAGAUUUAGAUUUACAUUCAGUCAAAAAAGUAUCGGGAACAGAUGAUUUGUUUAUGGUUCCAAACUCAAUUUUUUAUUGUUGUUAGAUUGGCAGAACUGUUUUCCAUUUUGGCGCGGAAUUUGAGUUGCAUCUGUUAAUUUAAUUAGUUAUUUAAUUAGAUUAAAAUGAUUAUACAGUGCUGUUUUUAGUUAUACCAUAUCUAGCGUGUAUUUCGAAUUUCGUAAUAGACAAAAACAUCGAACAAAGAGUUUGUCUUAAAUUUUGCAUCGUCAGUGGAAUUUCCUGUUGGAGUCACUGAAAAUGUUGCGAAACACUUAUGGUUAAUCGUAAUCAAUAGAUUUGUAAAACAGGUGCUUAUGAGGGGUACAAAGCGUUCUAAAGCGGUUGAUACUAUAUGAUGGCAGACUGGCCUCGCUCUGUUAGGUCAUCCUGCAACUAAAUACUAUAAUAUGUAUAAUUUUAUUACAGAACUUUUCACAAAAGGAGUGUAAAAUUUUCACAUUUCGCGUAUUUUGAAUCAGUCGAUACGAGCAGAUAGAUACGCAGUUCCAUUCUUUAGUCUACGACUUCACAGGAAUGUGUGUUACAUUUUCUCUUUAGAUGUGUUAUUGGCAUUUUUAUUGGCAAAAUAAUUAUUCCGUACUACAGUUACAUAAAGUUAGUGGAUGGUCUCGUGCCACGUCAUCGUCAUGGGAAUAUAUAAAAAAAAAUUUUUUUGUGGAACUUUGUUACCUACUUCAUUCUUUGAUAACUCGUCGAUACGUUACGAGUUCACAGUAAAUAGCCUUUGCAGUAACAUUAAUUUUACACCGCUCACUCCUAAUACCGUGUAGUUUAAUAAUUCAUAGGGUUGCUCUAACUACGAGUCUGUCUGAAACUACACAAUAUGGAGUCUAACACACUAACGAUAUCUGAGUCUCUUGCUGGCUGCUCUCACGAUUGAAACUGCAUUCAGAAUUGGUGAUUAAGUCAUGACUAUGUAGUUAAAAGACCCGUUAUUUAUGACUUGGAAAAAAAAUAUCCUUUUGAUUUUAUGUUGUGCAUAUGGAAAAAAACAUUGAUUCAUCAGAAAAUCGGUCAAUAUUAGUAAAACGAUAGUAUUUUGGUUAUUAAUUUAAUUAUUAAUAAUGGUAUGUAAUAGUUAGGUUUAGUAGAGUUUUUUCCGGGAACGAAGUUGUGUGAAUUGUUUUAUUUUGCUUUAAUUUAGUUUACUCUCUUUGAUUCACAGGAUUUCUGUUUUCGAAUCAACAUUUCUGUGACGCCAAUGAUCCGAAAGCACAGUGAAUGUGUAAUCGUCCGUGGAGAUAAACGUAGAACGUCAUAUAUAUACAUGUAUAUAUGGUGCGUAGAUAUUUUUUAUUUCUUAGACCGAAACUAUACCUAUACAAUUAUUUUUAGAUUCAUUAUUAGUUGAAAAUUAUAAAAAAAAGAUCUUAACAAUCUUGUCUCAGGUCCAUAGUUAUUGAUGAUAGGGCAUGAUGUGAGCCCGACGCAGGUCGUGAGGUAGGUCCACUGUGCUGUCUAUUGUCGCUUAGCAGCCAUGCUUUCGUUUCCAUACCCGAUUCUGUGGACCGAAUGGUAAACAGUCGACGUCACCCUAAGCACGCUAUUACGGAUCCUCCCGAUCUAUUAACGGUGCUUUUAGGUACAUCAAGCACCGGUCACCGCCUACGCGGAACCCGUCGCUUGCGACGAAGGUCUCGACGAGUAAAUGAACCCAUAGACACAGUCCACUGAGUUUCUCUCCGGAUUUUCUCAGUGGGUCGCGUUUCCGAUCCGGUGGUAGAUUCUGCGAAGCACUGCUCUCUUGCUAGGGCCAGUGUUAGCAACGCUCCGGUUUGAGCCCCGUGAGUUAACCUGCACGUCAAGGAGAAGCUGAAAUAGCCUCUCAAGGCUAUCAGCAUAGGUAUGAAAACAAAAUUUGACGGAAUACACGGCUUGAUGUCUCAAAAUGAGUAGCGGCAUUAACGUUUGUUGUAUAUUCUCUCUACUAGUCUACUCUGGUAGCCAUUUAACAACAGGAUGACCGAAGGCUCGUGCCCCUAAGUAGCACAAUAAAAGAAACAAAACGUAUUACAAUUUACGCAUGAUAAUUUUGUAACCUACUAUUUCAAAAGGCGUAUGCCGUUCAAAAAGAAAAUCUUUUCUAAAGCGACUGUAUACUGCUGGUUUAGCAAAUUCAGGUACCGUAGAGUAGCUUUGGUGGAGGAAAAAAUAGGCGCCUUUCCUUUGACUGUUACUGUCGCAGAAAACGUGCUGACUCUGGGUUUUUAUAUUAAAAUAGUAUAAUAGAAUUGUAGAUCGUAGUUCCGAAGACCACUUUAUUGACAAAUUGCCGGUAAGCUCGUCGACUUAAUGAAAAAUCGUAAACAAAAAAAUAUAUAUUUUAGCUUUAGUUUUCUUCGUGACUACGAAUUAAAUAGCUUAACGAAAUAAAUUAUAUUUUUUGAAACUAGUUAGCAUUAAUAAUUUAAUUGCCACAAAGACACAAGGUUUUAUGAUUUUUUUAUAAAACUUUAUUAAAUGCGGCGAUUGAUUUUUUGCUUCGUCCUAAAAUAUUAAAGCUGACUGUGGAUGAACUGACUAAACCUAUUGGUUUUUUUUAAAACAAACAGGUCACAUAUCUUUUUAAGUUAUAUUUUCUCGUCCUACUGUCGUCGUAAAUGCUUAGUUAUUUAAUAAAAAUAAUAUCCAUACAAAUAACAAACAAUUUAAUAAAGCAUUAUUGUAAAAAUGUUUUAUUAAUAUCAAAUUGUGCAAUGUGAAAAACCUGUAAAGAAUCGAGCGGAGAUACGGGUGGACUGAAAGCUAAAUCUUAUAGCGCACUGUGCGUGGACGGGGCAGUCGUUCGCGAUCCCCUGUAUGAGGUGGUUGUUUCAGCAGUAUUUCAGGCUACAUUCGUCACGUAGUCACCGCGAGACGGCUAAACAGCAACUUUGUGACAUUAUUUAAAAAAAUAUAAGUGAUUUAAUUUUCUCUCUUUAUUUUUUUUUUGGAUUCAACAACGUCGACUAUUCAUCCGGUCAAGAGUAUUCAUGGGUAUAUAAUACAACGGGUCAUGUUCGUAAUUUCAAAUUUCUGCCCAUUGAUCAGCCGCAGCCAUUCCUAAAUCCCGCGAAAAAGUGCCAAGAUGCAAUCGAAAGCGAAGAGAUAAAAGCCACAGAGUAAGGGCCAAGAGUCCCACGAUGUUUUCUUUGGCUGAGGGUUGUGGGUGCGUUAGUUUUCGUGGCGGUCGACGUACUCGCUCCCAAGGAGAUGAUUCUUCAUCAUGUCGGAGCUCAGAAAUAGAACAAGAGGUUCCCCAAAGAUCGGGUAAAAGACUACUCAAUGGCGAAUAUACCAUGAAAGCUUUGGUACCCUUCUUGAAAUUUUGGAGAAGAGACGAUGUUAGUAUGACUAAAGCUGAAAGAACUAUGAAAGCCGCCAUUUUAAUUCAGCAGUGGUACAGGCGUUAUUUAGCGCGAAUGGAAGUGAGAAGGCGUUAUACCUGGACCAUAUUUCAGAACAUUGAAUAUGCGGGCGAACAUGAUCAAGUGAAGCUGUAUAAUUUUUUCAACGCACUGCUCAGCCAUAUGAUGGAUACGAAUGGGCGGCCCUCCUCCGAGCGUACCUCGAGAACAGCUUCCGUCUUGGAACAAGUUUUUUCCGAAGAGUCUGACGAAGGAGGGGGCGUCGAUGAGACCGCUCCCCCGAAGCCUUCACGUGGCCCCGACGUUGAAUUCCCGCUACAAAGAAAGGAUAUCGACCUAUUGAUUGAGGCAUUCAGAAAGAAAAAGCAUCGUUUACAUCCAAAGCACGUAGCGCAGAUACUGAAAGAGGCCACACAAGUAUUGAAAAGGUUACCCAAUAUCAAUGUGGCUACCACAUCUAUAUCUAGCCAGAUCACUGUUUGCGGAGAUCUCCAUGGAAAACUAGACGAUCUACUCGUCAUAUUUCACAAGAAUGGGCUGCCAUCUCCAGAAAAUCCGUAUAUAUUUAACGGAGACUUUGUGGACAGAGGCAAGAAGGGUCUAGAAGUGUUUCUUCUGCUGUUAGCGUGCAUGCUCGCUUUUCCCGGUGGUGUUUUCUUGAAUCGCGGGAAUCACGAAGAUCUCAUUAUGAAUUCGAGGUACGGCUUCAUCAAAGAAGUUCACAUGAAGUACAGGCACAAUGCUGAGCGUCUUUUGAAACUGAUUGAGUGCGUGUAUCGGUGGCUUCCACUCGGGACCAUCAUAAAUAAUCGAGUUUUCGUUGUCCACGGAGGCAUCUCGGAUACUACAGACCUAGAUAUGAUUCGGAGCCUUGAAAGGGAUAAGUACGUGUCGCUUCUGCGGCCGCCGGUGAUCGAGGGCUCAACGGCCGCGGAGUCGAUAGAUAAGGUGGAGUGGAAGCAGGUGUUUGAUAUACUGUGGUCGGAUCCACAAUGCAUCGGAGGAUGUGUGGCAAAUGCGCUUCGAGGAGCAGGAACCUACUUCGGCCCUGAUGUAACAGCGUCGUUCCUCCAGAAGAAUAAGCUGAGCUUCAUAAUUAGAAGUCACGAGUGCAAGCCCGGUGGAUACGAAAUCAUGCAUGGCGGUAAUGUAAUUACAAUUUUCUCGGCGUCGAACUAUUACGAGUUGGGUUCCAACAAGGGCGCUUACCUGAAACUAUGCGGGAACUCGUUGGAGCGCCAGUUCGUGCAAUACACGGCGGCCGUGUCUCGCACGCGGCGUCUCACCUUCAGGCAGCGGGUUGGCCUUGUCGAAUCGUCCGCCAUGAGGGAGCUACACAAUCAGAUUAUGAUGGCCAGGAGAUCUCUGGAAGCUACUUUCCGUAGCUUGGACUCGGAGCAAAGUGGUUUCAUAUCUAUAAGCGAUUGGUGUCAAGCCAUGGAGGAGACAACACACCUCGGUCUCCCGUGGAGGAUGCUUAAAGACAAGCUUGUUCGCACAGAUCCCGAGACACGCAAAGUACGUUACAUGGAUACAUUCGAACUCAACACCAAUAGGAACGGACGAAAAUCUGACACGCUGACAGUCGUCGAGACUUUGUAUAAAAAUCAAAGAAGCUUGGAGGCGAUCUUCAAGAUAUUGGAUAAAGAUAAUUCUGGUUACAUAACGUUGGAAGAAUUUUCCGAGGCUUGCCAGCUGAUCGGCAAGUACAUGCCGAAUCCGAUGACGCAGGAGCAGCUCGUCGACAUCUGUCGGCUCAUGGACAUCAACAAGGACGGCCUGGUUGAUCUCAACGAGUUCCUCGAGAGUUUCCGUCUCGCCGAAAAGAGUUUACACGAGCAGGAAAGGAUGUACGAAGACAUGCAGGCUACCUGACAAGAACUGGACCGCCGACCCAGCAGGACGGCGGUCGAUAGAAACGAAACCGGCGUCGAAAUAGAGAUCCUCAAACUGGACAACGAAGAACAAGGAAACGCUCGCGGUGAGAUCAAUGAUUUUAAACUAAUAGAUUGCGAGGACACGCCGAAGCGACCAGCGGGCCUGUUGGAAAGUGAUAUUUAAAAUUUCUCCAUAACUCACUGCCGGUAUUCUUAAUUUAAUUUGUAAGGCUUCACGUUUGACUCAUUUAACGCUCCCAUAAAUUAGAUGUGUAUUGCGGCACGUUACAGUACGUGUCCAUUGCUCUUUUCGUAUUCAAUGCUUAGGUCGCAUUUUAAAAUAUCUUAAUCGAAUUACCUUAACGAAAAAAAAAAUUAAAAAAAAUGUCUCUAUAUUUAUAAAAGUAGUCAAACAUGAUACUUAACCGAGCGUUUUAACGUAUGUAGGUUUAAAACUUUAUGAAUAUGAAUUUUAUUAUUGGAAUUAUUCUUCGAAAUUCGUAAUUUUUUAUGUAUUUAGUGGGAAUAGUGAUUAAACUAAAAUUUUAUUGGUUCUUAAAUUGGUGCCAAGUAAAAUGAAUAUAAAGUAGAUAUUUGAAAAUUAUAAAAUAAAAAAUAUAUAUAAUGGAAAAUAUUCUAUUUCUCUACUUUAUUCAGUGUAGUGCAAUGAUAUAUCUAAAAUAAUAUUGUAGUGACAUUUGAGAAGAUCAAUUAAUAAAUGGGAACAAUGACACUAAUGUCUUAUACAACUCUUCAAUAUUCAUAUUCCAAUUUUGCUAAAUUAAAUCUAUCAGUAGAUUCUUAUUCUUAAUAAAAAAUAUAAUGGUAAUUAAAAAAAAACCUUAGAAAAUUUUAUCUAGUCAUUUUACCAGAGCUAUUUCGCAUACAUAUCUUCUUAAUCAAUUAUAAUUAAUGCAUUCCAAUUUAUUGCAGCAACGCAUUCGAUGUAUGCUUAGAGAAUAUCUAUUCAUUAUAUAUUCUAUGUAAUUUUACUAGUUCUUACAAUUCGCUGUUAACAUAUUAAUGGCCAACAAUCUGUAGUACAAUUCUUUCUACAAUACAGUUUUAUAUUGAUUCUUGAUAUAGCUACUGACUUAUUGUUUAAUUUUAAAUUAUUUGAGUCUGUUAGUAUUAUUAAGGCUAAUAUUAUAUUUAUUUGUGUUCAGAAUGAUUGAGUGGAUUGAUGAUGUCUUUUGGAAGGGGUGAUUUUCAGUCUUUAGUUUAAAUGCUCCCACGUUUAAAAAGCUAAGCGUAACACAGUCACAGAAUGUUUAAAAAAAAUUUGAACUUCCAAGUCAAUGGAUUAUGACUAUCUGUGGAUUUUUAGAGAAUUUUGAGAUGAGGAUCUAGCUAAAUUAACAUUGAAGUUUGAUUUUGCAGAUGAAUAAUGUAUAUUUUAACUAUUAUUUCGUAAUGUAUAUUGAUUUUUUAAUAAAAUAUCAGUGUAUUUAUACAUUAUUUUAGUGAUAUUCUAUUAUCUAUUUUAAAUUAUAAUGGUGGACUUAUCAAAUAUUCUGGGCUGUCGUCAGUAAGCCGCCUGCUAAAAUAUAAUAAUAAAACAUUGACAUAUACAAACAACAAUCAAAAUCAUUAUAACUUCAUAACAACAACACAACUUCAAACACCAAAAAUUCCAAGGCACAAAGAAAGAAACCGGAAACAAAGAAACAUACAUUUAAUUUUAUAGGUUUCACUUUGUUACGCAAUGUUGUUCCUUCAUAGCGGAAGUCGUUUGCGCGCUAUUAUUAAGAAAAAUAUAUGGAAAUAUUCUCUACUGGUUUGUUGUUUAUUUGGUGCUGUCAAUAAGUGACCUUCCCGUCUUCGAUCAGCUAGACCAGUGAUUCUCAACCACUGUGCCGCGGCACUUUUGUGUGCCGCCAAAUUUUUCAAAUAUAUAAUAAUGUUAAUAUUAUUAAAUUAUAUCAUUUAAAAAGAAAAAUAUUUUUAACAUGAAUAUAUAUUUAAAUCCACAAAAAAUAAAUUAUUUUAUUAUUUGCUUUGCAACGCGGUUUUUCUUACUGCCAAAUUAUGAUGAAGCGGCGUGCAUAGCAAUAGGAAUAUGUCUCAAGUCGGCGCACACUUGCCACUUCUGCGUACAAAACGUGUUGUUUUAGUGAUAGUUGGGAUUCACAAGGUGUUGCAUAGUAGUUACUGCACCAUUUCUUUCAUUAAAAUUGGCAAAUGUAUGUGAUUCGGUAGUAAGUAAAUAAUUUUUAUCUUUUUCUUUGUGUGCCGCCAAAUUUUAAAAUCGUUAAAUAUGUGCCGCAACAAAAAAAAAGGUUGAGAAUCACAGAGCUAAACGAACUAACAUAGGAACGUGAAAUGCGUUGAUGCUUGAAAUGUUAUUAGUUUAACUGAAGAUUGAAAACCUGUCUUAGCCAAUUGAAAGGUUUCCUAUUUUUGUUUUAGUUUAAGUCAGUAACUUGUAUUUUAUUUCUUGUUAUAUUAUAUGUCUGUCCAUUAAAAUGUGAUAUUGGAA